Messenger RNA from Austrofundulus limnaeus, 1934 nucleotides. RefSeq names its product soluble scavenger receptor cysteine-rich domain-containing protein SSC5D. The transcript has 2 exons. Lineage: Eukaryota; Metazoa; Chordata; Actinopteri; Cyprinodontiformes; Rivulidae. The coding region runs from base 25 to 1788 and encodes 587 amino acids. The record is from RefSeq and is a predicted model, not a curated record.
CACCACACCAGUCUUUUUCACACCAUGUCACUCUCUAUCACACCACACCAGUCUUUUUCACACCCUGUCACUCUCUAUCACACCACACCAGUCUUUUUCACACCCUGUAACUCUCUAUCACACCACACCAGUCUUUUUCACACCCUGUCACUCUCUAUCACACCACACCAGUCUCUUUCACACCCUGUCACUCUCUAUCACACCACACCAGUCUUUUUCACACCCUGUCACUCUCUGUCACACCACAUCAGUCUCUUUCACACCCUGUCACUCUCUGUCACACCACAUCAGUCUCUUUCACACCCUGUCACUCUCUGUCACACCACAUCAGUCUCUUUCACACCCUGUCACUCUCUGUCACACCACAUCAGUCUCUUUCAGACUCUGUCACUCUCUUUUAUGCACUGUCCCUCUUUAUCACACCCCAUUAGUCUCUAUCACACCUUUUCACCAUCUAUCACACCCCAUCAAGUUUCUAUCACACCCUGUCACUGUAUCACAUUCUGUCAUUCUCUAUCAUACCCUAUCAGUCUCUUGCACCCUGUCACUCUAUAUCACACCACAUCAGUUUCUGUCACACUCUGUCACUAUCACACACCAUCAAGUCUCUAUCACACCCUGUCACUCUAUCACACCACAUCAGUCUCUCUCACACCCUGUCACUCUCACACCUUGCUCUCUAUCACAUCCCAUCAGGCUCUUGCACCCUGCCACUUUAUCACACCCUAUAACUCUCCAUCACACCCCACCAGUCUCUUGCACCCUGUCACUCUAUCACACAAUUACUCUCUAUCACAGCCUGUCACUCUUAAUCACACCAUGUCACUCUCUGACACCAUCACUCUCUAUCACACCCCAUUAGUCUCUUGCACCCUGUCCAUUUCUCACACCUUACUUUCUAUCACACCCCAUCAAGCUCUUGCACCCUGUCACUCUCACACCUUGCUCUCUAUCACAUCCCAUCAGGCUCUUGCACCCUGCCACUUUAUCACACCCUAUAACUCUCCAUCACACCCCAUCAGGCUCUUGCACCCUGCCACUUUAUCACACCCUAUAACUCUCCAUCACACCCCAUCAGUCUCUUGCACCCUGUCACUCUAUCACAUAAUUACUCUCUAUCACAGCCUGUCACUCUUAAUCACACCACGUCACUCUCUGACACCAUCACUCUCUAUCACACCCCAUCAGUCUCUUGCACCCGUCACUCUCUUACACCUUACUCUCUAUCACACCCUGAUCAAGCUCUUGCACCCUGUCACUCUAUCACAUAAUUACUCUCUAUCACAGCCUGUCACUCUUAAUCACACCACGUCACUCUCUGACACCAUCACUCUCUAUCACACCCCAUCAGUCUCUUGCACCCGUCACUCUCUUACACCUUACUCUCUAUCACACCCUGAUCAAGCUCUUGCACCCUGUCACUUUCUCACACCCUAUGACUCUCUAUCACACCCCAUCAGGCUCUUGCACACUGUCACUUUCUCACACCCUAUCACUCUACCACACCCCAUCAAUUUCUGGCAUCCUAUCACUCUCUCACACCCUGUCACUCUCUAUCACACCCCAUCAAUUUCUUGCACCCUGACACUCUAUCACACAAAUACUCUCUAUCACUACCUCUCACUCUUUGUUACACCCUGUCACUCUCUGACACUAUUACUCUCUAUCACACCCCAUCAAUCUCUGGCAUCCUGUCACUCUUUAUCACACACUGCUUCUCUCUAUUACACAAUUUCAACAUGUAUCACACCUUGUAAAUGUUUAUCACACUGUCCCCUUUUAGCCUGAAUCACACACUCUCAGUUUUAAUCACACUCUGUUACACUUUAUCACACCCUGUCACUCUCUAUUAUGCAAUUUCACUUUUUAUCACACUCUUUCAUUUCCCAACACAUCCUGUGCUGAACUCGAAGUAAUAAACUAAAGUAAUUCUG